UCAUGGUCGCUAAUUUGGGUUUGAGAAAAGGCGCAUGGACUGCAGAAGAAGAUAUCCGUCUGAGUCAGUGCAUUGGCAAGCAUGGACAAGGAAACUGGCACCAAGUUCCUCUCAGAGCAGGAUUAAAUAGAUGCCGGAAAAGCUGUAGACAGAGGUGGUUGAACUAUCUACGACCCAAUAUCAAGAAAGGGAACUUCUCAACAGACGAAGUGGAUCUAAUGAUCAGACUCCAUAAGCUCUUAGGAAACAGAUGGUCGUUGAUUGCCGGAAGGCUUCCGGGAAGAACAUCUAAUGAUGUGAAGAAUUAUUGGAAUACAAGCUGCAUGCACAAAUACAGGAAAGAAAUUAAGCCAGUACUUGACAUGAAGAAGGUGAGCGUGAUAAAACCUCAACCCCGGGUCUUGUCCAAAAAUUUAACUGUGUUAAAUGGGAAACGGCCUUCAAUCAAAGAAACCGUCUUUCAACCAGAGGAUGAUGUUAGAAACAUUUCUCCAACAAUAUCAAUGUCGUCGAUGAAUAAUACAUGUAAAAGGUGGACAACGCAGUUAGAUAACUUGGAAGGCAACGAAAAAAUUACCUAUGCUACAGUAAGUACUGAGCUUGAUGAAGACCCAAAUCUUUGGUGGAAACACAUGUUAGAUGACUGCGAAGGUGAUGUUCAAAGAGCCACAUGCACCAUAAGUGGGCUCGAUGAAGAACCGAAUCUUUGCUGGAAAAACAUGUUAGAUGACUGCGAAGGUGAUGUCCAAACAGCAGCCACGUGUACCAUAAGUGGGUUUGACGAUCGAUAGCCGCAUGAGUAUUGAUUGGGGCGAACCAAACUUCACUGCCCGAUGCACAUGACUUAGUUGGGGCCACUGGCUGGCAGAUUUCAUGCAGUACGUACUGGGGCUGAUUUCUUUCUCUUUCAACAUUUUUGGUCCGUGAGAUUUUCUCAAUACAUGAGAAUAAUGAACGAUAUAUGACUGGAUGGCUGUGUGG
Juglans regia (Persian walnut) is the source of this 981-nucleotide messenger RNA. RefSeq names its product transcription factor MYB1-like. Lineage: Eukaryota; Viridiplantae; Streptophyta; Magnoliopsida; Fagales; Juglandaceae. The transcript is spliced from 3 exons. Bases 3 to 791 code for a protein of 262 amino acids. The record is from RefSeq and is a predicted model, not a curated record.